Messenger RNA from Capra hircus (goat), 1652 nucleotides. It is a transcript of the gene PA2G4, whose product is annotated as proliferation-associated 2G4. The transcript is spliced from 13 exons. The coding region runs from base 200 to 1384 and encodes 394 amino acids. Lineage: Eukaryota; Metazoa; Chordata; Mammalia; Artiodactyla; Bovidae. The record is from RefSeq and is a predicted model, not a curated record.
AUUGUCCCAGCGUGCCCUGCGCCUCAGCCCGCGCGUUCGCAGUUUCUCGCUCUCGCCUGCUCUCCCGCUCCCUAGCUUGCUCGCGCUUUUGCUCGCGGUCUCUUCGCGGAUCGAAGGGGUUUCUGACCACAGCUUGUGGCUGAGAAGGGCGACAGAGGCGGCGGCUCAAGAGAAACGAGGCUGCGGUGGUGGUGGGAAGAUGUCGGGCGAGGACGAGCAACAGGAGCAAACUAUCGCCGAGGACCUGGUCGUGACCAAGUAUAAGAUGGGGGGCGACAUUGCUAACCGGGUACUUCGGUCUUUGGUGGAAGCAUCCUGUUCAGGUGUGUCGGUACUGAGCCUGUGUGAGAAAGGGGAUGCCAUGAUAAUGGAAGAAACAGGGAAGAUUUUCAAAAAAGAAAAAGAAAUGAAGAAAGGUAUUGCCUUUCCCACCAGCAUUUCAGUAAAUAACUGUGUAUGUCACUUCUCCCCUUUGAAGAGCGACCAGGACUAUAUUCUCAAGGAAGGUGACUUGGUAAAAAUUGACCUUGGGGUCCACGUGGAUGGCUUCAUCGCUAAUGUGGCUCACACUUUUGUGGUUGAUGUAGCUCAGGGGACCCAAGUAACAGGGCGGAAAGCAGAUGUCAUUAAGGCAGCUCACCUUUGUGCUGAAGCUGCCCUACGCCUGGUCAAACCUGGAAAUCAGAACACACAAGUGACAGAAGCCUGGAACAAAGUUGCCCACUCAUUUAAUUGCACACCAAUAGAAGGUAUGCUGUCACACCAGUUGAAGCAGCAUGUCAUUGAUGGAGAGAAAACCAUUAUCCAGAAUCCCACAGACCAGCAGAAGAAAGACCAUGAAAAAGCAGAAUUUGAGGUACAUGAAGUAUAUGCUGUGGAUGUUCUUGUCAGCUCAGGAGAGGGCAAGGCCAAGGAUGCAGGACAGAGAACCACCAUUUACAAGAGAGACCCCUCUAAGCAGUAUGGCCUGAAAAUGAAAACUUCCCGUGCCUUCUUCAGUGAGGUUGAAAGGCGUUUUGAUGCCAUGCCCUUUACUUUAAGAGCAUUUGAAGAUGAGAAGAAGGCCCGCAUGGGUGUGGUGGAGUGCGCCAAACAUGAACUGCUACAACCAUUUAAUGUUCUCUAUGAGAAGGAGGGUGAAUUUGUUGCCCAGUUUAAAUUUACAGUUCUGCUUAUGCCCAAUGGCCCUAUGCGGAUAACCAGUGGUCCUUUUGAGCCUGACCUUUACAAGUCCGAGAUGGAGGUCCAGGAUGCAGAGCUCAAGGCGCUCCUCCAGAGUUCUGCAAGUCGGAAAACCCAGAAAAAGAAAAAAAAGAAGGCCUCUAAGACUGCAGAGAAUGCUACCAGUGGGGAAACUUUAGAAGAGAAUGAAGCUGGGGACUGAGGUGGGUCCCGUCCCCCCAGCUUGCCACUCCUGCCUCAUCCCCUUCCCACCACACCCCAGGCUCUGUGAAGUGCAGUUCGACUUUUCCACCCAGGACCGCGAGCAGAGCGGGGUCUCCCUGUCCUCCUCCCAGUCCCCCAUCCCAGCCCCUUCCAACAACAACCAGCUCCAACUGACUCUGGUCUUGGGAGGCCAGGCUUCCCAGCCACCGAAGACUACUUUAAAUAGAAAAGAGAAAUUGAAUAAUAAAAUCAGGAGUCAAAAUCCA